ACAUAUAGUAAUCUGUGCAUUACUCCAUUUUGUUUUUAGUCAAUUUCAAGUGUACAAGGCCGCGUUCCAUCUAUAAUUUUAAUUCAACUAGUUCUAUUGCUUAUAGUCGUCAAGUUUUGUAUAUUUUCCUUCAUUCAUUACUAUAAUUAGACCAAAUAUGGCUGACAGAAUCGAUAUGGCAUUAGAUGAUAUAAUAAAGGCAAACAAGAAAGGAAGAAGUGGAGGCGGUGGAGCUGGUAGAAAAUUUGAUCCCAAAAGAUCUAAUCGAGGAGGAGGUGGAGUUGGCGGUGGUUUUCGUAAUGCGCGUGCAGGGGGUGUUUUACGAGGAAGAAACCGCGGUGGCGUAUCCAAGCCAGCUAAUUACACAAGGGACAACCUAUUUCAGGGUGAUGUAAACAGCACAUGGAAACAUGACAUGUUCAAUGACUUCAAUGAUAGGAAGAUACAACGAAGUGCUCCCAUCACAACAGGACCAACAAAACUUUUAGUUUCAAAUUUGGAUUUCGGAGUUUCAGACUCUGAUAUUCAAGAACUAUUUUCAGAAUUUGGAAUUUUAAAGAGUGCUGCCGUUCACUAUGAUAGAUCUGGCCGAUCAUUAGGCACUGCUGAUGUUGUCUUUGAAAGAAGAUCAGAUGCAUUAAAAGCGAUGAAACAAUACAACGGGGUGCCACUUGACGGGCGUGCUAUGAAUAUUCAACUUGCUACAUCUGAAAUAAACACAUUCAGAAAUGAAGAUAGGACAAGGCCUGUUGGUGGAGGAGCAGUCAGAAGGAAUUCAAAUAGAGGUGGAGGAAAUAGACCACAGGGUGGUGGUGGCCGUGGGGGAAGAGGACGACGCGGCGGCCGUGGAGGUGGAGUAGCUCGAGGCAAGCGACCAGUUCCAACGGCUGAACAACUAGAUGCAGAACUAGAUGCAUAUGUUAAAGAAAUAAAGUGAUACGAAUUUAACUCCAUUUAGUUAUAGUAUAAUGACAACCUUAAUUAUAAGAUACGAAUAAGUUGGUAUAAUUAAUAAAUUUUUGGUUUAAUUAACCUCAACUUCUUGACCUGGUCAUUUAAAAUGCAACAGCAGAUUGAUCAAAAACAUAUUUUUAAUAAAGUAAUUACCUGAU
Molecule: messenger RNA, 1112 nt
Organism: Melitaea cinxia (Glanville fritillary)
Lineage: Eukaryota; Metazoa; Arthropoda; Insecta; Lepidoptera; Nymphalidae
Gene: Ref1
Product: THO complex subunit 4
Exons: 4
Coding region: 158-937 (259 amino acids)
Biological process (GO): mRNA export from nucleus
Cellular component (GO): nucleus
Molecular function (GO): mRNA binding
Source: RefSeq, a predicted model, not a curated record